Symbiodinium natans is the source of this 1338-nucleotide messenger RNA. The record is from the annotation of a GenBank genome assembly. Lineage: Eukaryota; Dinophyceae; Suessiales; Symbiodiniaceae.
AUGCACAUGAAGCUGCUCUUACAUGCGCCGAGGAGGUAUCCACGCGGGAAAUCGCCACAUUCGCCAAGGCUGUGGCAGAAGAACGUGCAGCAGACAGGCGAAGCAUCGCGCAGCUUCAAGGCGAGACUGCACGCCUUGACACUUUUUGUGCUGGCUUCGCCGGGGCACGAAACAAGACAGGUCGAAUGGCAUCUUCCUGAAGAAGCCAUCCAGCAGAUAGGAAAGGUCCAGGCUGGCGAACUCGACCAGUUGCCAUGGGAGGCCAGCUUCUUCUCGCCACCUUUUGAGGCAGCAGGGGCCCAUGGAAUGCAGUUGGAGCUCCGGAUUCACUUCGAGGAAGCAGAUUCUUUGAGGAAUUAUUGUGCCUUGUACGUCUGGGCCUGCGAUGGCUUGCAGCUGGUCUUUCGCUUGCUCUUCGGCACAGAGUCUCUUGUCCUCCGGCACGACUUUGAUGGGAAAUCGCCUUGCGGCCUCAAGCGCCAGGGUUCCUUGCUCCGAUCCCUGCGACUGGGAAUCGAGCUCUACAAGUCCUCCUUUGAGAGCUCGGCAACUGGCACCAGUGAUGUCUCAAGUCAGAUGUCCCGACAGCUGGCUGAGCGUUGCGAAUCGCGUGGCCCUGUUUGCGGUGAGCUUGCGGUGCAGUUCUCCAUGAACGUGCACCAUCGUCUCGAGCCAAUGUCACCUUCGCUUGGACCAGCCACGGCGCAGCCCCGCCGGAAGGCGGAUAUCGUGCAAUCUGGCAGCGUUCACCGUGUGCACUGGAGCUUUGAGAGCGGAUCCCUGCUCUCAAGCAGCCUUGCACCGGGGGAGGCAGUGCGAAGCACUGUCCAGGCAGCUGGCAUCAAAGAUUUGCAGCUGAUCUUCUAUCCACUGGGCUCUGAAGGUGCGGAAUGCGGCUAUUGCUCGCUCUUCCUCAGCCUGCCAAGCAUCUGUCCAAUGCGCUGCUGGCUUUGUGCAGGGACAACUCGACGAGAGGUUUUGCCAGACCCCGUGGAGCCAGAGAUGCUUGGGUGCGUGAACUUGGCGAAGCUCGAGAAAUUGAUGGAUCCGGUCGACGAGACUGUGGAGCUCAUCCUGGAGAUCCAGAAGGGGACCCCUUCUGCCCCAAACUCCAUGAGCGGGCAGCAAAGCCAUGGCGCAUCCGGCACAGCUUCCCAGGAGAGGCGUGCAGAGCUUCCUGCGCUGUCACGAACGAAGCUCUACCACCGCGGCUUAUGCAGCCUGCGCGGCACAACUGAAGUGCCAUUCCAGCCAUUGCUUGGACGACGCAGCCCACCUUCCUCACCCAAAGAAUGCCAUCUACCAAGAGAUUCGGGGUGCAAUCGGCAACCCGGCUAA